Sardina pilchardus (European sardine) is the source of this 2261-nucleotide messenger RNA. It is a transcript of the gene grb2a, whose product is annotated as growth factor receptor-bound protein 2a. Gene Ontology annotation, cellular component: plasma membrane; nucleoplasm; cytoplasm. The transcript is spliced from 5 exons. Bases 381 to 1034 code for a protein of 217 amino acids. Gene Ontology annotation, molecular function: epidermal growth factor receptor binding; phosphotyrosine residue binding. The record is from RefSeq and is a predicted model, not a curated record. Gene Ontology annotation, biological process: signal transduction; regulation of MAPK cascade. NCBI's taxonomy places the organism in Eukaryota, Metazoa, Chordata, Actinopteri, Clupeiformes, Clupeidae.
CUGUUUGACAUGUCAGCUCCUUCAUUUCCUUCCUCCCCUACAUGCGUGUGUCUUUCAAUGUAGCUAUUGUCUCUGGGUGCGGUUUCAUCAAACACUAUUUAACCCAGCCAGUUUUGCGUUUUUCUGCCGCAAAUUUGUUGUUAUACGCUCGGAUUUACGCGCAUUUUUAUUUAUUGCCGUUCAUACCUUCCGCGAAACGUUUCCUCUAAUCAAGGGUAUUGGCUGAGGAGCAGUAAACCAACUUGGUCUUUUCUUGCCAGUCUAUCCCAGUUCGUCCAUCCAGAAGGAAUAAGUCGAGGAAUUAGGAGAGCAGCAACUGGUUUGAGUAGUAUACCCUCCACACGGACACAACAACAGGUUAUUAUCAGCUACCCCGCACAAUGGAAGCCAUAGCGAAGUACGAUUUUAAAGCGACUGCAGAUGAUGAACUAAGUUUCAAGCGUGGAGAGGUACUGAAGGUUUUAAAUGAAGAAUGUGACCAAAACUGGUACAAGGCGGAGGUGAACGGAAGAGAGGGCUUCAUCCCCAAGAAUUAUAUUGAAAUGAAGCCACAUCCGUGGUUUUACGGAAAGAUCCCGCGGGCAAAGGCCGAGGAGAUGCUUAACAAACAGCGACAGGAUGGGGCCUUCCUCAUCAGAGAGAGCGAGAGCACUCCGGGGGACUUUUCCCUUUCCGUGAAGUUUGGCAAUGACGUGCAGCACUUCAAGGUCCUGCGGGACGGCGCUGGGAAGUACUUCCUGUGGGUGGUCAAGUUCAACUCGCUCAACUCCCUGGUGGAGUACCACCGCACCAGCUCCGUCUCCAGGAAUCAGACCAUCUUCCUCAAAGACAUCGAGCAGGUCCCACAGCAUUGCUCGUAUGUGCAAGCACUGUUCGACUUCGACCCUCAGGAGGACGGCGAGCUGGGCUUCCGCCGAGGGGCUCUCAUCCAAGUGCUGGACAACUCUGACCCCAACUGGUGGAAAGGGGCGUACCACGGCCAGACGGGAAUGUUCCCACGCAACUAUGUCGCGCCUGUCAAUCAGAACAUGUAAGACAUCGACACAACCCAACGGACUGGACCCCCACCUCGCACCGCACCGUUCCGCGCGCCACGCUGGCCCUAGAACCAAAACAAACUUCUGUGGGGUUGCCGUGGAAACGGUCGGGGGGAAGGGAGGAUCAGGACUGACUGACCGUUGCUCUGCGGGUUGCCGGGACUCUGCUGUGGCGGAGAGAGGAGGCGUUGGCGGUGCGGCGCGGCGCUGGCGCGAGCGUUUGCCAGGGCCGGCGCUGGAGCCCGAGGGGGAGGAGGCACUGGGGGCACGCCUCCUCCGGCUGCUCCCGCUUCACCUCCUCAUCGCACUCCUCCCGCCAUCUUCUCCUGUGAUAUCAAAUGCUGUUUCAACGACAUCUUUUUUUUUAUUUUUAAGUAGUUCUAGUCGUCUUACAGAAACCAGGAUUUGAUCUGGAUCUGUUUUGUCUGUCUCGUUUCCAUCAAGUAAUUGGGCUUCAUAUUGAACUCCAGGGGACAACAAUCAAUUUCUGAGUAAAAAUCUCCAUGUGUUAGAGGCUGUAUGUCCUACGUGCAUCUGUGUCUGUAGUUUUGGUCCAAGUGGGAACUUUAAGUGACAUGACAUGACCUGAUGCCCUGAUCCCAGGUGAUGUCAAAGCCAGAGAGUAUGCUUGCUUUAAAAAUCCAUGUAUGUCUUGAAACCCUAUACAAAAUGUGGCCAAUACAGAACACUCUAAGGAGGAGUUGAUUGUACAGAUGCUCACUAAAAUGUACUUGGCCUCUAAACAUUAAGAUUUCACCUCGACUUUUUUCCUUACUGAAUGGCUUUGUCAUUUUGACUUUGUAAUAAUGAAUUAUGUUGAUGUGACGUUCAAUCAUGAAACCCUACGAUGUUGAGUCUUGCCUGUAAUUAACCCAUGUACUUCAGCCUGUCGUAUGUUAUUGGAUGAGUGGCUCAUGUUCAUUGCUCCAGUCUUUUCUGGAGACCUUUGGCUCGGCUGUGCUUUCUCAGUGCCUUUCCAGCUUACUGUCAGCAAGAUAAUCAUGACUCAGAACUGGUCUAUGUGAGAAACACACAGUCUAAUGCAAGCAAAUGGACGGGAAUGUUUACUCGAGACUACAAAGAGUUGGUCAGCAUUACAAAAAAAAAAAAAAAAAAAUUCUUGUGAAAUCCAUUUCAGCGCAAGGAGUUGGUGGUGCAGGGGGCCAUGGCCACGUGUAUGAUGAUGCUGGUAUUUAACUUGAAGAGAAAUAAAUGUAGACAAUA